This is a messenger RNA of Triticum urartu, 740 nucleotides long. NCBI's taxonomy places the organism in Eukaryota, Viridiplantae, Streptophyta, Magnoliopsida, Poales, Poaceae. The record is from RefSeq and is a predicted model, not a curated record.
UGCCGCCUCCGAACCUAGGUCCUAAACCCCAGCGCCCGCCGUAUCUCGCCGCCAUGGCCGACGCCGCCGAGCAGUCCCAGUACGGCGAGCGCCUAUCGCAUAGCGCACCCGUCGGAUCCCGGCGCACCUACACCCCGUACCACCCUGAGGGCCUCAACCUCCCAUCGUGCCGCACGAUCUACGACCUGCCGACCUCGCCGGAGGUUCUCUUCCCUGAGGAGACCCGCACCUGGGGCAGGAACCUCACGCUCUCCCCCGGCUGUGGGUACGUCGCCGGUGCCGCGGCGGGGGCCGCCACGGGGUUCAAGCGCGCGGUGGCGGAGGCGGAGCGCGGCGAGUUGUUCAAGCUGCGCACCAGCCGCGUGCUCAACCACUGCGGCUCCGUGGGACGCCGGUACGGCAACCAUGUCGCCUUGAUCGGGCUGCUCUUCGCGGGGACCGAGUGCGCCGUGGGCAAUCUUCGCGACGCUGACGACUGGCGCAACAUCAUCGCCGCAGGGUUUGGAACCGGCAUGCUCUACCGUGCACCUUCGGGCCCGCGAUCCGCCAUCUUUGGUGCCGCAGGCGCAUGGCUGCUGCCGCCGUCGCAGGGAACCAGUGUUGUUUGCAUUGAAUUUGAUCCUCAUGUUGCUCUUCUUUGUGUGGAUAACCUGUCCAAAUAUCAACUGUUGUAUCCAGUUUUACUCUUGCCUAGGCGCCAGUUGCAUUAUGCCAUCAAUGUCCAAGGCAAGACAUACUGA